Camponotus floridanus (Florida carpenter ant) is the source of this 1847-nucleotide messenger RNA. RefSeq names its product chitinase-like protein Idgf4 (gene Idgf4). The transcript is spliced from 7 exons. NCBI's taxonomy places the organism in Eukaryota, Metazoa, Arthropoda, Insecta, Hymenoptera, Formicidae. The coding region runs from base 216 to 1556 and encodes 446 amino acids. The record is from RefSeq and is a predicted model, not a curated record. Gene Ontology annotation, biological process: chitin catabolic process; carbohydrate metabolic process. Gene Ontology annotation, cellular component: extracellular region. Gene Ontology annotation, molecular function: chitin binding.
AUGAAUUCUCGUGCGACGCACCUCGGCUACUGUUACAUACAUAUAGAUACAUGUACCAAUACGCAGUGACGAACAAUCACGGGACUGACGUAAUCAACUGGGCCCCACUACUUGAACCGAAGAUCGAAUCGAGGUUUUAAAGUCCCUGACGGAGAGUAACGACGCGCCAGUACGUUCUUUUCGUUACCGAAGCUACGCGUUUCUAGACAACAAGGAUGAAGGCACUCUUAGUCAUUUUCGCGGUGCUGUAUAUUCAUACUGUGUUCGGCGUAGAUCCUCACGAGCACACCAAGGUAGUCUGCUAUUGGAAUAGUACUGCUUAUGAAAGAGAAGGUCCGGCAAAGUUUCAAAUUGAAAAUGUCAGACAAGCCUUGUCUCUCUGCACUCAUCUGAUCUAUGGAUACGCUCACAUCAAUUCCGAUUUUGAGAUUGUUUCCGGUUCGCCGAGUUUAGAUACCGGAUCGGGCUAUUCGUAUUAUAAACUCGCCACGCAGCUGAAGCGAUCGUUUCCUGAUCUGAAGAUCUAUUUGAGUGUCGGAGGAAACUCGGAUCCUUAUGAUGAGGAACACAAGUAUCUCGUAUUGACCGAGACUGCGGAAGGAAGAACGAAAUUCAUCAAUUCCGUUAAUCGUCUAUUGAAUGACUACGACUUUGAUGGAAUCGAUCUGGCGUGGCAGUUUCCACCAGUCAGGCCCAAAAAGCAGCGCAGCGCUUUAGGUUCUUUCUGGCACGGUCUCAAGAAGAAAUUGGGCUACGGAAAGUUCAAGGAUGAGAAGGAGCAGGAGCAUCGCGAUGGCUUCACUAUUCUGGUCCGUGAUCUCAAGACGCAACUCAGGCCGAGAUUCAAGUCCCUGACUGUCACUGUGUUGCCUCAUGUUAACGCUAGCGUCUACUAUGACGCCAGAUUAUUAGCACCCAAUAUCGAAGCUGUGCAUAUUUUCGCCUUUGAUCAAAAAACACCGGAACGCAGUGCGAAAGAGGCCGAUUUCCCGGCACCAAUCUACGGUAGUUACGGACAUGUGGUGGAUGACAAUAUCGAUAACGCGCAAAGUUACGGAUACGUGGGGGAUGACAAUAUUGAUGCUUCGGCAAGAUACUGGUUGGAAAACGGCACUCCGGGUAGCAAGAUUGUUAUCGGCAUCCCCACAUACGCUCGUACGUGGAAAUUGACGGCCGAUAGCCAGAUUUCUGGCGUGCCACCUAUCGAGACCGAUGGCCCGGGUGCUCCUGGACCCCAGACCAACGAACCAGGGCUGCUCUCCUACGCCGAGGUAUGCGCCAAGCUGACUGAACACGCGGCGGGACGAUUGCGACGUGUCGGUGAUCCGUCCAAGAAGUAUGGCAGCUACGCUUAUCAAUCUUACAACGCUGAUACCGGAGCAGAAGGGAUCUGGGUCGGUUACGAGGAUCCGGACACUGCUGGCAACAAGGCUGCCUUCGUGAAAUCCAAGGGACUCGGCGGUGUAGCAAUCGUGGAUCUGUCCCUGGACGAUUUCCGAGGUGUUUGCACCGGCGACACAUAUCCUAUUGUCAGAGGAGCUAAAUACAAAUUGUAAAAUGGAACGAGGAUCGAUCGGAUGAUAGCCGAAAUAAAAGUCAAAAGUAUUGAAAAGUAUUCAAUUAUCAUAUUCGGCUGAAGGAAUUGCAUUUGUCUCUAAUAAAUUUUGUAUGAUAGCCGCUGUUUGUUAACGGAAGUUAUAUAUUGUUUGACGAGUAAACUAUUGAGAUUUUUAAUGAUCGAGAAAGAAACUUUUCAACAAGACAAUUUUAACGAGAAUUGUAAUGUCGUUAUAUACAUAUUGAUCGCGGUGAUAAUAAAAAUAGCGAUGCUUUCCUAUUAUUCAAAA